Tinamus guttatus (white-throated tinamou) is the source of this 1343-nucleotide messenger RNA. RefSeq names its product acyl-CoA 6-desaturase-like. Lineage: Eukaryota; Metazoa; Chordata; Aves; Tinamiformes; Tinamidae. The record is from RefSeq and is a predicted model, not a curated record. Gene Ontology annotation, cellular component: membrane. Gene Ontology annotation, molecular function: oxidoreductase activity, acting on paired donors, with oxidation of a pair of donors resulting in the reduction of molecular oxygen to two molecules of water. Gene Ontology annotation, biological process: lipid metabolic process.
UGGGUGGAGCCGGCACCCCGGUGUCCAGCGCGUCAUCGGCCACUGUGCCGGCGAGGAUGCCACGGAUGCAUUCCAAGCCUUUCAUAUCAAUCCCACCUUGGUGCGAAAGUUUCUCAAGCCAUUGCUUAUUGGAGAGCUCGCUCCAGGGGAACCCAGCGAGGACCGAGACAAGAAUUCCCAGCUGGUGGAGGAUUUCCGGACCUUGAGGAAGACAGCAGAGGAUAUGAACUUAUUCAGAGCAAAUCCUUGGUUCUUCACCUUUUACUUGGGCCAUAUCCUUGUAAUGGAAGCUUUGGCUUGGUUAACAGUCUCAUACUUGGGUACUGGCUGGAUCGCAACUCUCCUCCUUGCCUGCAUCCUUACGACUUCCCAGGCCCAGGCAGGGUGGCUGCAACAUGACUUUGGACACCUUUCCGUCUUUAAGAAGCCUGUGUGGAACCACAUAGGCCACAAGUUCGUGAUUGGGCACCUGAAGGGUGCCUCGGCAAACUGGUGGAACCACCGUCACUUCCAACACCAUGCCAAGCCCAACAUAUUCAAGAAAGACCCAGAUGUCAACAUGCUGCAUGUUUUUGUCCUCGGAGAUUCACAGCCCGUUGAGUAUGGCAAGAAGAAGCUGAAGUACCUGCCGUACAACCAUCAGCACGAGUACUUCUUCCUCAUCUUCCCACCUCUGCUCAUCCCCGUGUAUUUCCAAAUCCAAAUCAUCUGGACCAUGAUCAGGCACAGGUUCUGGGCGGACCUGGUCUGGGCUAUUAGUUACUACAUGCGCUACUUCAUCACGUACAUCCCAUUCUAUGGCGUUCUGGGAUCCCUGUGUCUCCUCACUUUUGUCAGGUUCCUGGAGAGUCACUGGUUCGUGUGGGUCACCCAGAUGAAUCACAUCCCAAUGGAAAUUGAUAGCGAGAAGCACAGGGAUUGGCUGAGUUCUCAGCUGGCAGCCACUUGCAAUAUUGAGGAGUCCUUUUUCAAUAACUGGUUCACCGGGCACCUGAAUUUCCAAAUCGAGCACCACUUGUUCCCAACGAUGCCACGACACAAUUUCUGGAAGAUUAAACCUUUGGUGAAAUCGUUAUGUGCCAAGUAUGGAGUCCAAUACGAAGAGAAGCCUCUUGGAAAAGCAUGCAUAGACAUCGUUGGGUCCCUAAAGAAAUCCGGGGAUCUCUGGCUGGACGCUUACCUCCAUAAGUGAUUUUGCAUCUUAAUGGGGAGAAAGUCUUAAGAGCCCAGCUCCUUACCCAAACAGGGCUCGGGAGGCUCAGAGCACCAGCAGAGCUUUGCAUUUCCAGAUACCAUCACUCCUGCCUGCAGAGGAGAGCGGAGGACUCAUCCCUCCUGGGAUC